Messenger RNA from Drosophila obscura, 3221 nucleotides. RefSeq names its product LIM/homeobox protein Lhx4 (gene Lim3). Gene Ontology annotation, molecular function: RNA polymerase II transcription regulatory region sequence-specific DNA binding; DNA-binding transcription factor activity, RNA polymerase II-specific. Lineage: Eukaryota; Metazoa; Arthropoda; Insecta; Diptera; Drosophilidae. The coding region runs from base 802 to 2292 and encodes 496 amino acids. Gene Ontology annotation, cellular component: nucleus. Gene Ontology annotation, biological process: regulation of transcription by RNA polymerase II; neuron differentiation. The transcript has 8 exons. The record is from RefSeq and is a predicted model, not a curated record.
CUGUCGUGCCGCUGGUACCGUUAAAAGUUAACCGUUAGCCCUGCACUGACAGUGCCGUCGCCAUUUUGUCGUUUCGCAUUUGCCGUCGUUUCCGUCGAGUUCGUUGUGGUCCUCGCCGUCGCUAUCGCCGUCGUGGUUCUCGCAAAAAAUUAUCUUGCUUUGAAGUGGAGUCCAAUGGAAAAUAAUAUAAAAAGAAGGAAAAAGUAAAAACUACAUAUAAACUCAAUUGUGGAAAACUACAUGUCCUGAAAUUAAGUGUGAAAGUGCGGAGACGAACUCCUGAACCAAAAGGGUCGUUGCAAAAGUCGCCUCAAAUGAAAAUAACUACAACUCCUAGUGUCUAGUGUCUCCAUCCUACGAUGCGUAAACAAAUUUAAGUUGUUCGCCACCGUUGAAGCUCCGCGCUGCUCAACUGAUAGAGCCGAUGCACUGGUAUGUAGUCGAAAGAGCACACGAACGCUAUAGCGUCUCAGCCGAACCGAACACAACGAACAACAGAACCCAAAUCGAAUCGAAAAGAAACCGCCGCGAUAAGAAGAAACCACGACGGAGCCGUGAGACGGCGGUGUGCCAGCAGCAGUUAUACAGCGUCUCCGUCUAUAGCUAGCUGGCGGUUGGCUAACGGUGCCUCGUUUCACGGUUAGCGAGUCGCGAGUGAAGCCUCUACAGGGAGAAUAUAUUGAGAGAGAGCAGCCUGGUGGAUUGGGGGAUAUUAUUGUGUAAUAAUUUCUUUGAAUUCAAAUAUCACUCAUACGACGCGUGUGCCAAUCCCCCACCCAGUACCAUUGCCUAUUGCUGUGCAUGCAUUUGGUCUUAGCAAUGAUGCAAACCCUGAAACCGCCGCCGCCGCUACAUCACCACCACCCACAACAGCAGCUUCCCCAGCACCUGACAGCCAUGGAUAAUCAUCAGCAACAUCCGCCGCAUAUCCAUCAGCCGCAACAGCAGCAGCAACAAUUGCCACCCACGCCGCAGGCAUCGCACCUGGUAGGCGGCCAGCACAAUCAUCUGGCUGUCGACCAUGAUGACCCAAAUCCUGAACUGGUGCUCGCCUUAAUUUCAAGGAAUCGUGCGCUCGAGGCUACGAUACCGAAGUGCGGCGGCUGCCACGAGCUGAUCUUGGACCGAUUCAUCCUGAAGGUGCUGGAGCGAACGUGGCACGCCAAGUGUCUCCAGUGCAGCGAGUGCCACGGUCAACUCAACGAUAAAUGCUUCGCCCGCAACGGUCAACUUUUCUGCAAGGAGGACUUUUUCAAGUCUAACAGACGGUACGGUACAAAGUGUUCCGCUUGUGAUAUGGGCAUACCGCCAACCCAGGUGGUGCGCCGGGCCCAGGACAACGUCUAUCAUCUGCAGUGCUUCCUGUGCGCGAUGUGCUCCCGCACUCUCAACACGGGCGACGAGUUCUAUCUGAUGGAGGACCGCAAGCUCAUCUGCAAGCGCGACUACGAGGAGGCCAAGGCAAAGGGUCUCUACUUGGAUGGCUCGCUGGACGGCGAUCAGCCGAACAAGCGUCCGCGAACCACAAUCACCGCCAAGCAGCUGGAGACCCUGAAGACCGCCUACAACAAUAGCCCCAAGCCCGCCCGACACGUUCGGGAGCAGCUGUCACAGGACACUGGCCUAGAUAUGCGGGUGGUCCAGGUCUGGUUCCAAAACAGGCGGGCCAAGGAGAAACGACUGAAAAAGGAUGCGGGACGCACCCGAUGGAGUCAGUACUUCCGCUCCAUGAAGGGGAACUGUUCGCCACGCACUGACAAAUUCCUCGACAAGGAUGAACUGAAGGUCGAUUAUGACAGCUUCAGUCAUCAUGAUCUAAGCAACGACAGCUACAGCACCGUCAAUUUGGGCCUGGAUGAAGGCGCCUCACCGCACAGCAUUCGCGGCUCCUACAUGCAUGGCAGCUCUAGUCCGUCUCAGUACCCGCCGAGCAGUCGCUCGCCGCCGCCAGUUGGCCAGAGCCAUACCUUUGGAUCGUACCCAGACAAUAUUGUGUACACCAAUAUAGAUCAUGCGACGGGCUCUACUCUGCACGCCAGCAAGUCACAUCACCGCCUGCACAGUAGCAACAAUGUUUCGGACCUGAGCAACGACUCAAGCCCCGAACAGGGCUAUCCUGACUUUCCGCCGAGCCCCGAUUCCUGGCUUGGCGACUCGGCAAGUACCAACAACACCAGCAACAACAACAACAACAACAGCAAUAACAACGGUGGCAGCGGCAGUGGUGGAGCCAGUGCGAAUGUCAGCAAUGUCACCACGGCAAACCCCGGCACGCCAAGCGUACAUUACUGAUACUCAAAUCUGCUUUUGCGUUAUUUUGAGAUGCAGUCUCGCAGUCUUAUUCUCUCUGCCCAGCAACAACAACAGAAGCUUUAGCAGCGCCAUGUUGAAAGCUCUGAGUAACAGCGACAGCGAAGCUAAGUUGUUAACGGGAAUAAGUCAGGAGAUGUGGCAACGCGGCGGAUCUAAAACUGUAGAUUUCAAGUUAAUGCCAUUUGGGUGCGUCUCGUCUCCAUUAUAACCAAUUCGUGAUUAGCGAAAAAAUCCUCAUCAAAAUCAACUAGUUCAAAAAUUAGCAAAAACAAAAAACAUCUCUCAACUUUUUGGGUACGCAGGAUCUACAGAGGCCAUCUUUUGAUGGGGUGCGAGUCGCGCCCACAUGGCAUUACCCUUAAAGCCUUAUUUGUGUUUAGAUAAACAAAAACCCUUACACAAUUUGCUCAAAAUAAUUUAUUUCCUUUACUUGGUCAUCUACGUCGGUGGAUUGAAAACAGAUUACGUAUUUGUACCUACUUUAAAGCUUAAUUGAUUGCAUCACUUCCUGGAACAGCCGCUCUAUCAUUUACCAUUGAAACCCUUCCCUGAUAUUUUACUGUAAAUAAUGUAUAUUUGUGUAUAGUGAAUGAACUCUAAAACUGAAUUUUAAAUUAAAUUAAGUCUGUAUAGCGUCAAACAAAUGCGGGGUAGUAGAGCAAAAUAUGCAUGCAUACAUAUGCUAGGCUCGAGCCCAAAACAAGUUAUUUAUUGCUUUAUAUAGGAAUACAACCAAAUUGCAUAGGAGAAAUAUCAAUUACGAAAACGUGAUGUCGUAUUUAUAUCUAAUGAAAACCCAAAAACCAAAAAUAUUUAAACAGCAUAGAAAUGUCAGUAAGGAAGCAACUAAGUAAAAAAAUGAUAAAAUGAAUGCGAUGAAAUAAAUUACUAUUUGACACAUAAGAAUA